Anarrhichthys ocellatus (wolf-eel) is the source of this 778-nucleotide messenger RNA. RefSeq names its product solute carrier family 38 member 11 (gene slc38a11). Lineage: Eukaryota; Metazoa; Chordata; Actinopteri; Perciformes; Anarhichadidae. The transcript has 8 exons. The record is from RefSeq and is a predicted model, not a curated record. Gene Ontology annotation, cellular component: membrane. Gene Ontology annotation, molecular function: L-amino acid transmembrane transporter activity. Gene Ontology annotation, biological process: amino acid transmembrane transport. Bases 37 to 696 code for a protein of 219 amino acids.
CAAAGAGGAACCAGCGAACAGCAGCAGGUGCUCAACAUGGCUCAGGAGCUAAACAAUGAAGAAGGGUCCACAUUGAUUCCCCCACAAAAAGCUCCUGGAGAGCCAAGAAGUUCAAUGAUAUCGGCGUCUUUUAAUUUCAUAAAUUCCAUAAUAGGAUCUGGAAUAAUAGGUUUACCAUAUGCAUUGAACCAGGCUGGACUCCCCUUUGGCCUUCUGCUGUUGGUAGUUGUUGGGUUCAUCACAGACUACACAAUCAUCUUACUAAUUAAAGGAGGCAACCUGUCCGGGACAAACAGUUAUCAGUCACUGGUGCACAGCACAUUUGGUUUUCCUGGAUUUCUGAUUCUAUCUGGGCUGCAGUUCCUUUAUCCUUUCAUUGCUAUGAUUAGCUACAACAUCACAACUGGUGACACACUGACCAAAGUAUUUCAGAGAAUACCAGGAGUUGGUCCAGAUCACAUACUUGCAGAGCGUCACAUUGUGAUCUUGCUAUCAACCCUUGCAUUCACACUGCCUCUCUCGCUUUAUCGAAACAUAGAGAAACUUGGGAAGGUGUCCUUCUUGUCAAUGGUGCUGACAUUUACCAUCCUCAUCAUUGUAAUCAUCAGAGCAGCUACCUUUGGACCCCAAAUCCUUUGUAUGCCACCACAACAGCUUUCUCAUCUAUGGUUCUCUGGAGCAGCCCACGCUAGCUAACUGGUCUCUGGUCACCCACGUGUCUGUAGGCUCUGCGUUAAUAAUCAGCGCUGCGUUCGCCGUUGCUGGCUAUACCACCUUC